This is a messenger RNA of Paramecium tetraurelia, 1741 nucleotides long. RefSeq lists its product as uncharacterized. The record is from RefSeq and is a predicted model, not a curated record. Gene Ontology annotation, biological process: protein dephosphorylation. The transcript is spliced from 9 exons. NCBI's taxonomy places the organism in Eukaryota, Ciliophora, Oligohymenophorea, Peniculida, Parameciidae. Gene Ontology annotation, cellular component: protein phosphatase type 2A complex; cytoplasm. Gene Ontology annotation, molecular function: protein phosphatase regulator activity.
UAAAUAUUCUAAUUAAAAUAUGAGCGAAAAUCCUAUUGAAGUAUUUAAAGAAGAUAUGGAAAACGAAGAAGUAUAUUUAAGAGUGAAUGCCAUGCAUAGAGUUCGAAUUAUUUGCACAUUAAUUGGAGUAGAUCAAAUUAAAUCUUAAUUGCUACCUUACUUAGAUUCCCUGUUGAAGAAAGAUGAUGACGAAGUGUUAUUCGCCAUGGCUGAAGAACUGGGCAAUAUAGCGGAAAUAAUUCCUAAUUAGUCUUCUUGUUUGCUCAAUCUAUUGGAAAAAUUAGCAAGCUUUGAUGAAACAGUUGUAAGGGAACAAGCAGUUAAAUCUAUAUCAUUUGUCUGUCAAUUUUUGAGUGAUCUUGAGAUUGUAAAUGUAAUUGUCCCAAUGUGGUUAAGAUUAGCAUAAAAUGAUACAAUUUUCACAUGUAGAAUAUCUGCUAUCAAUAUAAUGUCUCCAAUAUAUGCAAGAGCAGGAACUUAACAAGAAAAUAUGAGAUUACAAUUCGCUGAAUUAUGUAAGGAAGACGCUAUAAUGGUUAGAAGAGCAGUUGCUAGUAAAAUAGGAGAAAUCGCACAGUCAAUGGAAAAAUCUCAUGUUGUUGGAGACCUACUUCCAGCAGUUAAAGAUCUUUGUUAUGAUGAAUAAGACUCUGUUAGAUUAUUAUGUGCUCAAAGUUUAAUGAGUAUUUCACAAAUGUUAAAUUUCAAUGAAAUCAAAGCAUAUAUACUCCCUUUAAUUAUUUUAUAAGCUGAAGAUAAAUCUUGGAAGGUUCGAAUGGCUUUGGCUUAAAUUUUUACAGAUUUAGCCAUAGCAGUCGGCAAGGACAUUACUGAUUUUUAACUAAUUCCGAUCUUUUCAAAUUUAUUAAAGGAUACUCAAUGCGAUGUUAGACUUGUGGCAGUGAAAAGUUUGCUGAGAUUUAUAAAAUUCAUAUCUCCAGAAAAGUUAAAUUUAAUAGUUCCAAAUUUAUAAAUUUUAUCUGAAGAUUCGUUUUGUUAAGUGAAAUAAAAUGUUUGCGAGGUAAUUGGAUAGAUAGCUAAUUUAUUACCAAAAGAAUAUUGUUAGAAUAAAUUACAAAAAUGCUUAUUUGAAUUAAUGAGCGAUGAAAAUACUGAGGUUAGAAGAAAUGCAAUUAAAUCUGCUGGAAUUUUUGUUAUUGCAAUUGGAUUUGAAGAGCUAAAUUAAUUUAUACCUCAUCUAAAGAAAUCUAUGAUUGAUCCUAAAUGGAGAGUAAGGAAGGAGACAAUUAAAACUAUUAUUUAAUUAGCCUUGUCCGUUAAGCAAUUAGAUACUUUCACUUAGUAAUUGGAAUAAGCAUUUUUAUUGUUUCUGAGAGAUAGAGCUGCUGAAGUCAGAUCUAUUGGAUUAAGCUACUUAUCGGAAUUGAUUGCAGUAUAUAAAUAGGAAUGGGCUUUGGGUAGUUUUCUUUAAAAAUGUGUGGAAAUUCUAGAAAAAGAUAAUGGGUGUUUUUUCCGAAUAAAUGCUCUUUAUGCAAUUCAACAAAUUUCAUUUGCUGUUGAGAGUCAUCAGGUUGAAUAAAGAUUAUGGCCAAUUGUAUAGAAAUACUUAAAGGAUCCGAUUCCAAAUAUAAGAUUUGUAUGUUUGAAAGUUGCUAAGUCUUUAAUGAAGAAGAUUGAGAAUUAAGAUGUGUUGAUUUAAAUAAAAUAAUCUUUAAAUGAGAUGUUAGAUGAUCCAGAUAGGGAUGUCAAGUUCUAUGUUUAAGAAGCCUUACAAUAUUGA